Messenger RNA from Striga asiatica, 997 nucleotides. NCBI's taxonomy places the organism in Eukaryota, Viridiplantae, Streptophyta, Magnoliopsida, Lamiales, Orobanchaceae. The record is from the annotation of a GenBank genome assembly.
CUAUUUUAUUUUUUUGUUUUCAUUCCCAAAAGCUCCACAUAAAAAUUAAAAAUGGCGAGCUUCUCCAAUUUCCGGGAAGGAAAUCAUGAGCUCAGAUUCGGGUUCGGGUUCUUCAUCGCCGAGGAGUGCUCGGAAAAAAGAUGAAGAGCGUCCGAGAUUUUUCGACUCGAAGGCCAAGAGCGCGUGCUGGGCGAAGGCUGAGACUGUGCCCGGCCGCCAUCCCGAUCGGUGGCGCAAGGACGCCGCCGGCAACGUUGUCUGCAAGCGCUUCUGCAACUGCCAGGGAUGCCUCUGCUUCGAGUACGACCACAUCAUCCCCUAUUCCAAAGGUGGCGAGUCGGUGGCUGAGAAUUGCCAGAUUCUACAGACGAGGGUUAACCGGUUGAAAUCCGAUAAGCAGGAGAUUGAUGGAUCCCAAUUGAAAGGCUAUUCUUGUGACAUUAAGUUCACUGACAAGGAACUCGACGUUAUUGAAAUGGCUGUGUAUGGAGAUGUUAUUAGGCCGGGUAAUCAAUGCCGAUGCAGAACUGUUGCUGAAAUGCUCGGGAAAUACAAGCCCAAAGACCCAAUGGCCCCUUGCAAACUGCCCUAUAAUCUCGACUCCCACCCCUUGCAGCCCUAAAGGAUAAAUAAAGCUCGAAUCUUUAUGAGCUUAAUGCAAAAUUUGGGCCCAAUAUGAACCUUUUUCGAUAUUGAGAUACUAACCGAAACAGGUUAUUAAAAUUCUGCGCACGGUUUCCUCCAAGUGAAGAUUAUUAUUAUUCGUAUUCUACCUCGGAACAUUGUUAUUUUUUUCUAUGAAUUGUUUCUGCAACUGUAUUGGGAAAGUGUUGAAUAAUAUUGCAUUUUUUUAUGGAGAUGAACAUAUUACAUUAGAACCAUGUUAUCUUGUAGCAUCCUUUAAAAAAAAUGCAGUCUUGUAUUGUAUAAUAGUCUUCAAUCAAACCCAUCACUUACCAAGGCUUUCUUUUUUUGCUCCCUACAUACAACUUUAAAC